Molecule: messenger RNA, 4642 nt
Organism: Mus musculus (house mouse)
Lineage: Eukaryota; Metazoa; Chordata; Mammalia; Rodentia; Muridae
Gene: Akt2
Product: thymoma viral proto-oncogene 2
Exons: 14
Coding region: 512-1957 (481 amino acids)
Biological process (GO): positive regulation of glucose metabolic process; positive regulation of cell motility; positive regulation of cell migration
Cellular component (GO): plasma membrane; cytosol; nucleoplasm
Molecular function (GO): ATP binding; protein serine kinase activity; protein serine/threonine kinase activity
Source: RefSeq, marked validated
AGGAGAAUGCAGGACUGCCCUUCUGUGGGCCUCUCUAGCUUCCCAGAGCUAUGUGCAAAAGGCCCUCAGCCACUGGGCCUCCGGGCUGCAUGGUGGGGUGGUUCCGUGGCAGACUCUUAUGGACAGCCAGCCAAGCAGUGAGAGGCCCAGCCCGGGGAGACAGCCUAGGAGCAGGACCAAGAGGGAGGGAGGGAGGACGCUAGUGUGGGAGGACUGCAGGGUGGGAUCAGCCUGGUCCUUUGGGGCAGGACCCACUGGCAGCUCGGCAGCUCGGCACCCACAGCAGGGCCUGUGCUCUGGGUGGGCUGUGCAAGAACAGCAAGCUGGGCUGGCUAAGGAGAGCCUGCGUGCCCUAAGUCCUUUCGACAAGUUCCUGGAGCUCAGCUGCCCAGCGAGGAAGCUCAGCUACAGAUGUUGUUUCUGAGGACGAUACUGUAUCCGAGGAGCCUCCUGCAUGUCCUGCUGCCCUGAGCUCACUCAAGCUAGGUGACAGCGUGUGAAUGCUGCCACCAUGAAUGAGGUAUCUGUCAUCAAAGAAGGCUGGCUCCACAAACGUGGUGAAUACAUCAAGACCUGGAGGCCACGGUACUUCCUUCUGAAGAGUGAUGGAUCUUUCAUUGGGUAUAAGGAGAGGCCCGAGGCCCCUGACCAGACCUUACCCCCCCUGAACAAUUUCUCUGUAGCAGAAUGCCAGCUGAUGAAGACUGAGAGGCCACGACCCAACACCUUUGUCAUACGCUGCCUGCAGUGGACCACAGUCAUCGAGAGGACCUUCCAUGUAGACUCUCCAGAUGAGAGGGAAGAGUGGAUGCGGGCUAUCCAGAUGGUCGCCAACAGUCUGAAGCAGCGGGGCCCAGGUGAGGACGCCAUGGAUUACAAGUGUGGCUCCCCCAGUGACUCUUCCACAUCUGAGAUGAUGGAGGUAGCUGUCAACAAGGCACGGGCCAAAGUGACCAUGAAUGACUUCGAUUAUCUCAAACUCCUCGGCAAGGGCACCUUCGGCAAGGUCAUUCUGGUUCGAGAGAAGGCCACUGGCCGCUAUUAUGCCAUGAAGAUCCUGCGCAAGGAGGUCAUCAUUGCAAAGGAUGAAGUCGCCCACACAGUCACAGAGAGCCGGGUUCUGCAGAAUACCAGGCACCCCUUCCUUACAGCCCUCAAGUAUGCCUUCCAGACCCAUGACCGCCUAUGCUUUGUGAUGGAGUAUGCCAACGGGGGUGAGCUGUUUUUCCACCUCUCUCGGGAGCGAGUCUUCACGGAGGAUCGGGCGCGCUUUUAUGGAGCAGAGAUUGUGUCAGCUCUGGAGUAUUUGCACUCGAGAGAUGUGGUGUACCGUGACAUCAAGCUGGAAAACCUUAUGUUGGACAAAGAUGGCCACAUCAAGAUCACUGACUUUGGCUUGUGCAAAGAGGGCAUCAGUGAUGGAGCCACCAUGAAAACCUUCUGUGGUACCCCGGAGUACUUGGCGCCUGAGGUGCUAGAGGACAAUGACUAUGGGCGAGCAGUGGACUGGUGGGGGCUGGGUGUGGUCAUGUAUGAGAUGAUGUGUGGCCGCCUGCCAUUCUACAACCAGGACCACGAGCGCCUCUUUGAGCUCAUUCUUAUGGAGGAGAUCCGCUUCCCGCGCACACUCGGGCCAGAGGCCAAGUCCCUGCUGGCUGGACUGCUGAAGAAGGACCCAAAGCAGAGGCUCGGCGGAGGUCCCAGUGAUGCGAAGGAGGUCAUGGAGCAUAGAUUCUUCCUCAGCAUCAACUGGCAGGACGUGGUACAGAAAAAGCUCCUGCCACCCUUCAAACCUCAGGUCACUUCAGAAGUGGACACAAGGUACUUUGAUGACGAGUUCACCGCCCAGUCCAUCACAAUCACACCCCCAGACCGAUAUGACAGCCUGGACCCGCUGGAACUGGACCAGCGGACGCACUUCCCCCAGUUCUCCUACUCAGCCAGCAUCCGAGAGUGAGCAGCCCUCUGCCACCACAGGACACAAGCAUGGCCGUCAUCCACUGCCUGGGUGGCUUUUUAAAAAAAAAACUUUAUUUUGCCUUUUGGUUUGUGUUCCCUUCCCUGUCCCCUCAUCCCAAAUCCAGUUUCUUCUUCAGUCCUUGCUCAGACUUAGUGGUCCUGGCGGCCCUCUCCUCUGGGCUCCCCUCUGUUCCAGGUGAGCGCUGGGGACCGCCCAGGGACAGGCUGUUGGGAGGAUGGAGAGUGAGGUCAUUCCUCACCACUAGCCUCCAAGAGGGUGAAGUGGGGAGCCAUGGGGUCACAUGGAUUUGGAGGCACGCCAGCGGAGGACACAUCUAGAAGUUCCCCUCACUCCCAGCACCUCAGCUGCCUUCCAUGCUGUCCUCUGGGCAAUCUUAUCUGCUGCCACCCCACCUGGGGCACAAAAGCAGUAAUGUCCAGGGACAGGCAGAAGCCUUUGGAAGCUGAGGGGUCUGGGUUUGCUUCUAUGGAGAAUGGAUCUUCAAGGGGGAUCCAGGAGCAGGAGCUGCCUUCCUCUUCCUCCCAAGCUACUCUCUUGAUUCUCAAUAAAGCAGGAGGAAUGUUCGGGGGCAGCCCUCCUGCCCACAGCCCAGUGCCUUACCAGGGCUUCCUUCUAGCCAGCCUUGCCUCCCGCUCGGCCCCUUUGGAUGGCUCCGUUCUCUGCCUGGGGCAGAGGGAAGCCAACCUUGGCUGUUACACAUCUCACACCAAGACAGUAUUGGGCCCCUUGGACUUGACUGGGGUCUGAGGGGACAGAGAUGGGGAUAGGUGUCUGAUACACAAUGGGGUGGAGUCUGCCUCAUCUCCAGGGCACCUGUUCUGGAGCCUUAAAGUGAAUGUUUGAGUUAGAGUUGUGUCAGUGCUGUGGGUGCGGGUGUGCACCUGACCUAGCAGUGAGCAUCCCAGGCUCCUGGGAUGCUGGUGCCCACAGCUGUAUGCAGCACUUGUGUGAGUGGGCUCAGGCUCAGCCCCAGCCUGAGUGUUUGAUCCCACGGGGUGCAGUGAGUGCAGGCGAUGUGCCUGCUGCUCUGGCCAUGUCUCUCCCUCCUCAAUAGCUCUGGGUUUUUGGAAAUGAGUUCUCCUGGUUUUGCUCUCCCACCACACCCCCAGAAUAGGUGGAUUUCAGAAAGGCAGUAGGGUGGGGUGGUUGGGAUGGUUAUGGGGGUCAUCUGUUUUUUACUUUGUAUGUGUGUAUGUUUAUCUGAGAGUUUUCGCCCAUCCCUGCUGGCCUUUCCUUACUCCUCGUAUUUGUACGGUACAAGCAAUAAAGACACUCAUUUCAGACCAGGGCCCAGUCCACAUUUCCUUAGCCACCCCUUCUGUCCUGGUACUGGAGUGCCAGAGUAGCAUGCACCAUUUAUUACCUGCUCUGCCUUAUUCUGAGGUCCAUGGAGCCAUGGGGAUGGAAGAGAUGGCCGUGAGAAAGUGGGUGGUGGAUCCCGGCUGCAGAGAGCGGCGCUGCAGAGGAAAAGGUGGCUGGGUGGUUUCUGUUGGGUAGGGAUGGCUCGGACCCUUAGAAGCUGCCAGAUUGGGGGCAGCAGUGCUGAGCGGCUCUAAACAGGAAGCACGAGCGCUGUGGCAGCAGAGGGGUGGUUCAUUCACUUGGCCUCUGAGCCCUAAACAGCUUCUGUGUGGAACCAGGAAGCCUUAGUGUCCCCAAAUGCCAUCAUAAAAUCUGUGACUUAACAGGGCUUGUGACUCCCAGCAGGAACACCCGGACAUUUGAUUACAGCUGCACUGGUCUAGGACUGAACCCCAUGCUGAACCUGUGGGUUGUGGGGCUCACUGGGGUACUUGCUCCUUUCCCAUACCCAGGUGCCAGGCACACAGGGCCUGGUGCAGAUGGAUUUGUUCCAGGAUUUACUAGAAGACGGGGCACCACAAGCAUGGCGAUCUGAGAACUGGAAAGCGGGCUGUGGGAAAGCAAGGCCAGUUUAGACACCUGUCCCAACUGCAGAGAAGACUGCGUGCGGCCCAGGUUGGGUGUCCCGUAGCUCUGAUAGGAGAAGGUGGAGCCUUGCUGGGGUGUUAGAGUUCACUGUAGUCUUUCACUCUAGCCUAGGAAAAAGAAAAAUGCUUUGCAUUCCCCUGUCACAGCACCUCAGUCACCUUGUGUGACUCAUCUCCCAGCAGGACACGUUCCUGCCUACCUCUGGUUUUCAGCAGCUCCGCGAAAGGAGCUCACAGUCAGCUGUUCCUGUAGUGAACACACGUGUCUACGCUGCUUAGUGUGAGGGACAAAGUUUUCAUAAAAGUUUUCACUGGAAUCCUUUACAAGGCUCACUUCAAACAUUUCACAAGGUUUUGUUUCUCCCCAAUCUGUGUGUUUAUAAGAGCAUCAGGGAGAAGUGAGCCCCCACAACCCAGGCUGCAGUGGCAUCACUGUGCACUUUGCCAUGAACCCUUGGCCUGCCUUUUGUGCAUCCCUCAUUCUUGCCAGCUGCAGCCGUGCCUGGGCUAUGCCCCUUUGCCACCAUACCUUAGGAAUUUUGCAGAUGUCCUCAGUCUGCUGGGUCCUUGAGGAAAUGAGACUUGGGUAUCAGGGGACUCUGUGGCCUUGUGGUCCCAGUUGCUUCACAAGGCUGCAUGGGCGUGUACCUUCCAUCACUAAGAUCUGCUAUCAUCAGUGCUGUAAUCAAAAAUAAAAAUAAGGCUCCAUCUU